Messenger RNA from Thecamonas trahens ATCC 50062, 6053 nucleotides. RefSeq lists its product as uncharacterized. The coding region runs from base 92 to 6025 and encodes 1977 amino acids. The transcript has 2 exons. The record is from RefSeq and is a predicted model, not a curated record. NCBI's taxonomy places the organism in Eukaryota, Apusomonadida, Apusomonadidae.
UGCCUCUUGCUGUAGGAGGUGGGCGGAGGUGACAGGGACUGGACAAGUGGACUGCAGACGGGCACGGAGUUGCAGUCGGAAUAUUGUCAUUAUGGUGUACAAGGGCAGGCAGGCCUCUGGUGUGUGUGCCUUUGCGGUGAUGGCGAUCUUGGCGGCGGUGAUGGCCGAGAAGAUGCUGGCGGCGGACGGCAAGGUGCUGAGCGGACUUGGAAGCCCGAUGGGGUUGUGUGCCGAGGCACCGGCACUGGGACCUGGGGAGGAUGCACGGUGCUCGCGCAUCACGGGGAGCACUGUGUAUUACGAGAGUGCGGUGGCUCUGUCGUCGGUGUUUGCGGUCGGCGACUUUAGCGGCGAUGGGAACGACGACGCUGUGCUAGUCCUCAACACCCGAGUGCUGCGGUCGUACCUCAACAACGACGGCAACUUUAAUAGCGUUGUGCGAUCGACUGUUGACGGCUCGCUACCCGGCGAUGGGCUAGACGUGGCACUGGUACGGAUUGAUGCCGACAGUGACCGUGACAUUCUGCUGCUCACGGAUGCACCGUCGCUCGCGUGGUACUCAAACACCGACGGGGCGGGCACGUUCUCGUCGGCCAACGUGAUUGGGCUUGGUGCAACCAGUGGCUGGCUCCGGAUUGUGGCGGUGGACGUGGACAAUGACGGCGAUACUGACGUGGUUGGCAUCUCGAACAACGAGCUGAGGGUGGUUAUCAACUCGGACGGGGCGGGUUCGUUUGCUGCGCCGGUGCAGUACACGCUGACGGGUGCGGCGCUCCUAUCGGUUGCAGCGGGUGAUGUCAACGGUGACGGAUAUGCCGACGCUGUGCUCUCAGACGGCAACGCAGGCCUUUACUGGCUCGUCAACGAUGGCAGCGGGGGCUUUAGUGCGGGCGCGCGCCAAGUGUUUGAGAGCCAGGUGACAGCUGCUGGAGCUGCGGUGGUUGUUGGCGACUUGCGCGGCAUAGGAUUACUCGAUGUUGUGGUGCGAACAACUGAUGCGCGAGUGGUUGUCUAUUACGGGCUCGGGGGUGGAUCGUUUGCGCCGCAGCUUACCAUCUUGCAAGGUGUGUCGUCGACGAGCCGUGACUCGAUUGCGAUUGCGUCGCUGAAAGACUUCAAGUACUCUGCUGUGCUGAUGCAUAAGGAUGCAGCCGGCAUCAUCGCAGUUCGGGUAUACAACGACGCUGGCGACAUGUCGGGUCCAUAUCUGAUGGCGCGUGAUGUAUCGUGGUCGCUGUCGGCGAUUGCGGUUGGUGACCGCAACUCCGACGGUAUUGCGGAUGUAUUUGCGUUUGACACUACAGGCUCACGGAUGGUUACAACGGUGUCUGAGACCAAAGCGGCAGUGGAGCCCGAGGCCGCACAACGAAUAGUCGGGGUUCUUGAAGCGGCAUCGCUGGUGAUGAAAGCGUUCGACCUUGACUAUGACGGGCACGAGGAGGUGUUUCUGCUCGCGGAGCCGGGCUUUUCCAUUGUGCGGACGCAAACAACGUUCUCGUCGACCUACUUUUCGCUUUAUUUGUUUAACGAAGAGAACAUUGUCGGCACCGAUGUAGCUUUUGGCGACGUCAACGUUGACAGCAUGCCAGACUGGGUCAUUGCGGUCCCGGGUGAGAACACGCUUGUGGUGUACUUGUUGGAAGCGACGACUCCGGCUGUUGCGUUCUCACGGCGACCUGUGACAUGCACGAUGCCAGCAGUCACGUUUGUGGUUCUGGCAGACAUGGAUGCCGACGGCAUGCUGGACUAUGUGGUAGCCAGCAGCUCUGGGACUGUGGCGUGGAUGAAGGUCGACGGCGCAACCGGUGACUGUGUGCCUGAUAGUACGACGGUGAUGGGGAACCUUGGUGCAACGGUUGCGUCGCUAGCAGUCUCAGACCUCAACGGUGACGGGCUGCCGGACGUGGCGGUUGGUCUCGAAGAGAGCGUGGGAGUGCUGUUGGGGAUGGCACAAGGCGGGACGGCGUUUGACGUCUCGACAUACGUGGUGAGCGGCGGCGCGAGCUUUGUCCGGAUCCAGACAGGCGACAUGGACCUCGACGGUGCUGUCGACAUUGUCUGGAUUUCGUCCAACUUGCUCCUGUCAUCACUCGUCAACAGUGGCGACGGUACGUUUACGCUGCGGGGCUCUCCCAUUCUGGCGUUUAACAACGUGCAGCACAACUUUGCGCUCCACGACUACAACCUGGACGGUACGUUGGACAUUCUUGUUUCCCGUGGCAUCGGCAACGUUGCUUUGCAGCUGUUCACCAAUGAUGGAGUGCCUGGCACGUUUGCGCACUCGCCGAACAUCUUGUGUACGUACAACCUGCCGGUCUACGAUGCCAUUCCGGUGAGCAGUGGUUACACGGCGACAGACGUGCUGGUGUGGACCGGUGUCAACGUCAAGGUUGGGCGUCUGUCCACAACGUCACCACUGGCGUUGCGGGCGCCGCGGACACAUACCGAAGCUGCCGGUGAUGGAUACUUUCUACGGACCGACGCCAAGUCGCCGUGUUUCAAGUUUGCGGUUGCUGGUGGACGAAACAUGGCAUGUGUGGCGCAGCGGAUGGCCCGUGCAGGGCGAUGUGUGCGCGACCGGGUAGUGCUUGAGGCCGGGCGGUACGUGUACUGCCCGACGAUUUCGCACAUCAAGACUUCGUUUGCAGUAGAACUUGCGGCGGCGGAGCCCGGCAGUGUCGUUCUCGAUUGCGAGGGAAGGGGCGUGCUGUUUGCUUCGAUCCGCGAGGAUCAACGUCGCGAGAUUCCUGGUAUCGGCAUUGGUGGCCUGGUCCUGACCAACUUGACCAUCCGUGGCAUGGCGAUCUCGUCGACCAUCUCCAAGUCUGCGCCAGGCUUGCGGGUCGUCGGAAGCGAGGCCUCGUUGCAGCUGCAUGGCACCGUGAUCGAAGGAUGCGACACGACGCCGUCGAUUUCCGGGCUUGUGGUGUACGACGGAGGCGGCGGGUGCGUGCUCGGUCUCAACGGCGGGCGAGUGCUGAUGGACAACUCUACUAUUUCUGGCUCGACGGCCGGCGACGGGUCGGGUGGUGGCGGGUUGGCCUUGGUUGGCCUCGAUUCGGCUGGCUGCAUCCGCGACGGCAGCGUGAUCAGCGGUAACUUGGCUCGAAGUGGGCCUGGAGGCGGCGCGACUGUCCGAUCGGGCGCAACUCUGCGGGUGGAGCGCGGAGCGGUGAUUUCGGGAAAUGUCGCGGAGACUCGCGGCGGCGGGCUGUUUGUGGACAACGACGCCGAGGUUGUCGUGGACGGCAGCUUAGAAGGUGUGCGAAUCGAAGGCAAUUCGGCACAGAGCGGCGGCGGUGGGCUGUGUGUUGUGAGUGCAUCGCGGGCCAACGUGAGCCAUGUUGUACUGGCCGGCAACGUGGCAUCGUUUGGCUCUGGCGGCGGGUUGCAGGCGACGACCGGAGCCAUUGUGGUGGUCGAUGCGAGCAGCGUGUCAGGCAACACUGCAGAGCGGAGUGGUGGUGGGCUGUUGGCGGAAGCGCCUGCGAGCGUGACGCUUACGGGCGAGAGCAGCGUGAGCAGCAAUCAUGCCGGGACGUUUGGCGGCGGGCUUGUGGCGAUGGAGGGAGGGCUGGAAGCGCUGCUGGCGGAAACGCGGACAGUGCUGAGCCUGCCAGAGGCGAGCACGGCACCGGAUGAAUCCUGUUCGCCUGUGGUUGUACUUGACGGAGCACGAAGUUAUGACAACGUUGCAAGGCGCGGCGGCGGGAACAUGCUGUUGUGCGGCGGAUGUGUGGCGGUAUCGGGGUCCAAGGCAGAGGUACGCGGUCAGAUCCUGACAUGCCUGCCUGUGGGUGGGCCUGACGGCAUUGCGGCUGGCGGCGCGUUUGUGCCGGACAGGACGGACGCGAACUCCCUGCCGUGGCUGGCGUUUGAUGCGGCGAGCUGGGCCAACUCGCGCGAGGGCUCGACGUUUACCUCGCCGCCAACACGACUUGUGUGGGAGGUCGAACCUGAGGCGAGCAUAGCCGCUGGCAUCCGGAUGGCGGGCAGUGUGAGCGCGAGCGACUGGUUCGGCGGCGAUGCUGGGCGGUCCGACUAUGAGGUGGAGGCAAGCCUGGGGCCAGGGACGCCAGCUGGAGUUGUGCUUGUGGGAACGAACGUGAUGCGCAUGACAGCUGGUGCGCCGACCAGCAUCCCCGCCGUUUCUGUGACGGUCGACGACUCGGGUGUACUGCCGCUGGACGGAGUGAGCGUUGUGGUGUCUGUUCGCGAGACUAGCGCGGCGGCGGUGAGGGUGGUGGCUGCGGUGCGGAUCGAGAGUUGCGGGCCCGGGUUUGGCGGUGGAGCGGUGGGCGGCGGCGGGUUCGGCUGCUUUGCAUGCAGCGGCGACACGUUCAGCCUCGUGUCUGGUGUGGCACCUUGCGAGGCGUGCCCGGCCAACUCUGCUGUGGGCGGGAGCGGGAGCAUGAACGGGACGAACUCCCGAUGCAGCUGUUUCCCUGGCUUCUACCACUUGGAGCCUGGCACGGCAUGCGCGGCGUGCCCGGAAGGCGGGGUGUGUGGUGGCGGGUCUGAGCUCCCUGUGGCUGCGCCAGGCUUUGCACCUGGCGGACGGGUGGACUUGUUUGUGGCAUGCCCGACGGCUGAAGCUUGCGCCGGUGGUGGGGCAUGUGCGACCGGAUACGCAGCGCAGCUGUGUGCCGAGUGUGCGGACGGGUACUAUGCCCUCAGCGGAAAGUGCUUCAAGUGCAACACCGGGCGAAAUGCGGCGGCAGUUCUGCUGCUUGUGUUGGGCUGCUUGGCGGUGAUAUGCGUCCUGCUCGGAUUCAACCUCGCAGAGAGCAUGAGCUACAAGUUUGCGUCUUUGAUGAUUGGGCUCAACGGACUGCAGAUUGUGGCGCUGUACGGGCGGCUGGACUUUAAGUGGGGCGCGUUUGCGGCGGCGUACUUUGACAUUGCAUCUGCAGUCAAUGUCAAUCUCGAGCUGACGAGUCCCGAGUGCGCGGCAGCGGACGGGACGGACGUGUGGGUGCUCAAGUUUGUGCUCACGCUUGUGAUGCCUGUGUUUGCGGCGGCUGGAUUGGGGCUGGCAAGCGGACUGUUUGCGGUGGCACGUGCUGUGCAUGCCCCGUGGGUCCGAAACAAGAGCAUCGGCGAGUUGGUGGGCGCUGCGAAGCGGUGCAUGUGGCAGAUCAUGGUGCUGCUAUACAUGGCGCUGGUGUCUGGCAGCUUUUCACUGUUUGGAUGUCGAAAGGACGCGACUGGGCGGUGGGUGCUUGACGACGCACCGUCGCGGAGCUGCUACACGGCAACGUGGUGGGGACUCUUCCCGCUUGGGCUCUGUGGAGUACUGGGCUAUGGUCUCGGGCUGCCGGGCUGCGUGGUGUGGGUGCUCAAGCAGCAGCGAGACGCACUCGACGAGGUGAGCUUUGUGCUCCGGUACGGGUUUCUUGUGGGGCGAUUUUCGGCUUCGGCGUGGUGGUUUGAGGCACUGGUGAUGGCGCGAAAGGCAAGUCUGGUGAUGAGUAUGACGCUGUUCUGGGGCGAUAUGACCAAGGCGUAUGUGAGCGUCGCUGUUCUGGCGUGCUUCUGUGUCGACCUGCAUGUUCGCAAGCCGUAUGUGAACAAGCACCACAACAUGGUGGCGACAGUUGUUCUUGUGGCGGCGAUGGGCGUGCUGCAUGCCGGUACCUUUACCAACACAACACUGCGGUCGAUAGGAGUGGUGGGCGGCAUUGUGGUGAUGGUGGGCGGGAUGCUGGCUGCGGCAGGAGUCGACGUGCUGCUUGCGCGCAGGCGCGAGAAGGAGGCAGCAGCCGAGUUUGGCGACGGCGGCUCGUCGCUGGCGUUUGACGUGGAACGAGCACAAGCGCGAUCGUCGGUUAUUGUGGAGGCGCCUGGCGGUAGUGACAGCUGUGGGUCGACUGCAGUGAUUGGUUCACUGGGUGGACUUGGCUCGGCAGCGGGCAGCGCGCCGGUCAACCCGGUGCUCGACUCGGUGCAGGGCAGCGAAGGCGGCGAGUUUUCGACUGCGGCGAUGUCGAGCGUGGGAACGGUGGACGGAACCGGGACGGUGUGAGAAGCGUGCGUAAAGUAUGGGUUUGGUG